AUGUAUACAACUCCUCCUUUCUCGCAUAAUUAUUCAAACCCAGUGCUUAUGAAGGAUGACGUUGGAAAACCAAAACCAUCUACUUACAAUUUGCCAAAAUAAGAUUAUGUUUACGGCCUUCCACUUAUAAGAGACAAAGAAGGUGCCAAAGAAGUAACUAUGACCUGGAAAUUUCAUCAAGAAUCUUAGGAUAGAAUUCCUAAUCGUGAUUUUGCUGAACUCAAUAAGAUGUCUGUUUUCAAUGGAUCUCUUACAGCUCAUGAUAUGUAUAAAUACAGAUAAACUCAUGAUGCUCGUUUACAAGUUAAAAAAGGCACUAACAUUUAAGCUAUUGAAUUACCAGAAGAGGAGUUUAGAUACGGAAGAAAAAACAGACCAUCCACUCCCAUGAAGUUAGUGAUGGGUAAUUCUUAUGGAAUAGAAGCUGCAUCAAUUACCUUGGACAAAUAUUACAAAAGAGCUGGCUCAUAAGAAUCCAAAAUGACUAACACAAUUGUCAGACCAAAUAAGGCAUCAUAAUUAUUUCAUGAAAGCAAUCACAAAAAACUUGCAGUGAUAAAAGGCACUGAGAAAAAAGAGCCAUUUAAAAUGGAAAAAUUUAAGACAGUAGCAGCUAGAACAGAUACAAACCUCAUAACAAAGAAAGAGUGA
Molecule: messenger RNA, 651 nt
Organism: Paramecium tetraurelia
Lineage: Eukaryota; Ciliophora; Oligohymenophorea; Peniculida; Parameciidae
Exons: 5
Source: RefSeq, a predicted model, not a curated record